Molecule: messenger RNA, 1670 nt
Organism: Aedes albopictus (Asian tiger mosquito)
Lineage: Eukaryota; Metazoa; Arthropoda; Insecta; Diptera; Culicidae
Gene: Amnionless
Product: protein amnionless
Exons: 2
Coding region: 264-1637 (457 amino acids)
Biological process (GO): intracellular protein localization; receptor-mediated endocytosis
Cellular component (GO): endocytic vesicle; apical plasma membrane
Source: RefSeq, a predicted model, not a curated record
CCCAAUUUGGGUUAACACGUAUAUAGAAUUCCAAAUCGCUCUAGUUCUAUAUUUUAUGGAAAAACGUAAUGAUCAAUGAUUUUCCACUAAAUCACUUACAGGUACAAUUUAUGACGCUGCUCCGAUGGAUUCCACUCAUUUAAGGUUUUUGCCAGACACAACUUGCGCCACUACAUUAUCUCACUAUCACUUCCCAUAUACGCCCCCUUCUAUGAGUUCGAGUAGAAUCAGAACAGCGCUUCAGUGUCCCUCUACACAUCAAGAUGAUCACAUCCAAUUUACUAAUAGUGUUCAUAAGUUCUCUCCAUCUUUCCUCCGCAACAAAACUAUGGCGGAGUAAUCUGGACUUCAACGUUGCAGCCAACUGGCAGUCGAAUGAACUGCCCAAAUUCGGUCAACCGGUUCAGUAUCCUGCCAAACUGAACGCCCUGGUUGAACUUCCCGCCAGCUUCAGUGCUGGAUCCAUCAUCCUCCCCAGCACCGGUGCAGUCCUAGUUCCGGAAACGGACUUUUCACUGAACUUUGAUAACGACCGGAAACAACGCGAGCCAGCUAUAUUCAAGACUCCAAUCCGGAAGCCGUACUACUCAACUGCCAACUGGCAAGCGGUGGACAGUUCCGGAAAGGCGAUUCGUGAACCGAACAGAGCCACGCCACACCUGGAGCGCAUCCCGUGUCAGUAUGAGUCCGUGUCGUUCGGGAAAGUGCCUUCGCCGGUUGAUAUGCAGUACCACUCCGCUAUCGAGGUUAAGGACGUCAACUAUGGAGGCAUGGCGGGUCUGGAUGAGUUUCGCCGGUUUUUGGUGUCCGAUUUGGGCCAGUAUGUGUUCUACAAUGGAGAAGAAACCCUGGUGACGGAGGGUAAAUGUGGAAGUCCACAAAAAUGUCCCUGCCAAUCGGAGUGGGUCCUCCAAGCUGUUUGCGCCAAUGAAGAAUGUCCGGUUCCGCUAUGUUUGAAUCCUGUCGUACCUAGAGGCCACUGCUGUGCCAUCUGUGGAAGUGUGCUUUUUGUAGAUUUGGGUAAUUUUGCGGAAAACUUCGACUUUGGGGAUUUCACACGGAAAUUGGAGCUAAAAAUUGCAUUAUCAGAGGUAGACCAGUCCGAUGUGGAGUAUCACAUCAGUGUUGAAAGUUAUGCACUACAACUGGUGAUUAUUGAUAAAGGGGAGUAUGCCGAGCAGAGUGUUCAGUUGAUGAAAAGCUUGGAGCCUUAUUUUGCGCAACGGUUUCGUAAUGGUCAUAAUGUUCUUCACGCUGGCCAUCCGCAUAUCCCGUACCAAAGUGGGCAGCUAUUCCUAGUGAUGUUCAUCUCGCUGCUGGUGGUAUCAGUAUUCUUCACCGUAUUGUAUGCUUACUACUACGAUGAUAAAAUAGUUCCUCAGAUAUCGGCUAUGGUUCGGAACAGAACAUUUUUCACGUCACCAUUUGUAUUUGCCCGAUUUGAUCCCAACAACGCCAACGAUGACUCAACCGUGGACAUAAACUUCAACCCAUCAGGAAUUGAAAAUCUGAAUUCUUCCUUCAAUAAUCCCAUGUUUGAAGGAAACGAUAAGGAUGUCGGAUCGACAUCCAACACGGCGGAAACUACCGUCGAAGAGGAGCCUUAUGUCGAUGUGGAGUUGGAUUUGACCAAAUAAAAUUGGUCAAUGAUAAUUUUUAUAAAUGAACGC